UUCGGUGUGGUGUAUCCGUUACCUGCUGCCCUCUAUAAACAUUGCACUCGCGCGGCGCAGCCGACAAUGACUCGCAUCAUCGCAACUCUCGAGCAAGCGAACAACACGACUCUCCCGCACAUCGCACACGCUCUUUUCAAAUCAACAAUAACACGCGAAACUUUUAUUUUUACGCCGAUCGAAAGGCAAUCAAGUUCACCGAGUCCAAGAGUCAUGCACCAAUUUUGGAAAAUAAGGCCGCUCAGCAGCCGCCGCGUGUAAAUUAUAAAUUUCCCAAGUAGAGCCGAUUGGCCUAGACAGACGGUGUGCCCUCGUUGCCCCGAUGCACCAAAUUCAAUGGUGCACAAGGACGAGAUCAACGUAAGCCGCGAGAAGAGACGUUAUUUUUUUGCAUCGUCGUCAUUGGCCGCUGCUGCACAUGAGAUCAUACGGCACAAAUUCCAGGUAUAUACGAGAAAGAUCGUUGCAUUUAUUACGAACGCGGGCGAUUACGUGAGCGCUCGAGACUGCACGCAUAUCUGUCUCUCUUCUUUUCUCUCUUUCCACAUCGAGUUGCGUUACCAUACCUAUGUGUAAACACAUUAAUACAGAAACAAUCGUUGAGCUAUAUGCAUGUAGCAGCAGCAGCGAGGCGUGGGCGAUGAGUUUAUAAUCGUUGCGAUACUCGAAUGUUGCAGUGCCUUACAAUACUCAGUUAGCUUGAUCGAUUUCAGAUGUCUGCUACUGACAACGGACUCUCUCUGUCUCAAGUUAUAAUUUUUAUGGAGACGUGCAAUAACGUACUGAUAAACAUCUACACACAGCUGAAGGUAUGCUGACACUGCAAUUUGGACAAUGUGGAAAUCAACUAGGCCAUUCGCUGUUCAGUCAAAUAUCAGCAGAUUUAGAUGCCAAAGAUACAGGUAUUUCAAAGCAAAGUAACAGUGCUUAUACAGAACAAAGUUUUGAAAAAUGGUUUACGGGUAUAAGCAAAGAUGGAAAGAGACUAGCUAGAUCGGUGCUGGUUGAUACCGAGCACAAGGUUGUAAAUAAAAUUUGUAGUGAGUCAUCAGGCAGAUGGGUUUAUCGAUCAAAAAAUUUGGUCUGCCAGUCUGGUGGGGGAUCCGCUAACAAUUGGGCUUAUGGUUCCAUGAUCAAAGGUCCACAACUCAAGACAGAUAUUUUAGAUAUCACAAGAAGAGAAAUUGAAAGAACUGAUUCGUUCAAUGGAAUUUUGCUUCUUCUUAGUUCAGCUGGAGGCACAGGUUCCGGUGUUGGGAGCUAUGCAGUUGACUUAAUCAGAGAUGAAUUUCCUAAUAAAAGUAUAAUAAGCUGCAUUGUACUGCCAUUUUCUUCUGGGGAAGUUGGAGUUCAAAAUUAUAACACUUUAUUGACACUGGCUAAAUUCAAUGAAACUGCUGAUUUAAACUUCAUUUUUCAAAAUGAUCAAAUUCAUUCAAUAUGUACAAAUGUACUGAAAAAUACUGAAACUAGAUUAAUAGAUAUAAAUGAUGUAAUAUCUAAGAAAUUAUGUGCAGUUUUUCAACCAGUCAGUAAUAUUUGGUGUAAUGCCAAUUACAUAACUUCCACAGUUGCAUCUCAUCCUAGUUAUAAAAUGGCUACAAUUAAAAGUACACCAUAUGUACCACCCAUGAUAAAACAAUAUGAAUCAUCUCAGAGUUGGAAAUCAUAUGUAGAACAUUUAAAGGAAACAUUAAGAGUCUCUGCUUUAUCCGAUCCUGAAACCAAAGCUCCAUCUAAAGUCUCAAGUGCAAGAUCUUCAUACUCAUACUGGAAAUCAGUUUCUAAUAUCCUUAUAUCAAGAGGAAAAGUAAUGGAAAAUGAUGCAGUGCCAUAUGAUCAAUUACAAAGUAAAGAGCUUUAUGUUGAUUGGAUUGCACCUAACGAUCGAUUGACAGUCUUAAAUCAAGAUAGAAGAUUGAUAAAUCAAGACAAAUUUUUAGCUCUUGUUUCUAACAAUUCUCAAAUUCAUUGUACGCUUGAAGAGAUUGUUGGGAAAGCUUGGAAUACUUACACUCAUUCUGCCUUUUUACAUCAAUACAAAAAAUUUGGAUUGGAAGAAAAUGACUUCUUGGAGGCAUUUGCAAAAGUCGAAAAUGUGAUAAAAGAUUACGAAAGUUUAUAAAAUUGAUCAAAUUUGAAAGUCACACAUAAAAAAACAAACAAGUGCCAUUGUACACAAUUGUUAUAUUUUUGUAAAUAAGAUUUACAAUGUUUUUUUUUUAUGAAAAUGAAUUUGUAAAAAGUUAAUGUAAAUGAACUUGCCUUUAUAAAUUACGUGUAAACUGUUCAUUAUCUAGUCUAUUUGAAAUGUCGUCGAUAAAUUAGAAAUCGACUUUUAAUCAAAUCGACUCUGAUCGCAGUGUUAUAAAUUAAUUGCUUUUAGCGUGUGUUUAUGCGUGUGUGUCUGUGCGAGCAGCUAUCAGCGAUAAUAUUUUUAUUAAAUUUUACGUUGUUUUAUUAAAAAAUAAACUAUGCACGCAUGUUCUGCUGCUUCACUUAUUUUUUUACACAUUAUGUAAAUAUAUUAUAACGCGGUCGAAAAAACUUAAUCAUCGACGAAAUGUGCUUGUGUGAAUUGCGGGCUUUUUACGCGCUAAAAGUGUUGUACAACGUUCGAAAUGAAUUGAAUGUAAUUAACGAUUAAAACCAAAAAAAAAACAAUAACAAUAUUUUCAACCAACGCUUCCCGAAUGAACGAAAAAGUAAAUUGUACCAAUUUGUCGAACCAAUAAAUAUAUUUAUGUAUCGAAACUGAA
Trichogramma pretiosum is the source of this 2759-nucleotide messenger RNA. Its product is annotated as tubulin delta chain-like. NCBI's taxonomy places the organism in Eukaryota, Metazoa, Arthropoda, Insecta, Hymenoptera, Trichogrammatidae. The transcript is spliced from 2 exons. Gene Ontology annotation, cellular component: cytoplasm; microtubule. The coding region runs from base 812 to 2125 and encodes 437 amino acids. Gene Ontology annotation, molecular function: GTP binding; structural constituent of cytoskeleton. The record is from RefSeq and is a predicted model, not a curated record. Gene Ontology annotation, biological process: microtubule cytoskeleton organization; mitotic cell cycle.